Populus euphratica (Euphrates poplar) is the source of this 616-nucleotide messenger RNA. RefSeq lists its product as uncharacterized. The record is from RefSeq and is a predicted model, not a curated record. The transcript has a single exon. NCBI's taxonomy places the organism in Eukaryota, Viridiplantae, Streptophyta, Magnoliopsida, Malpighiales, Salicaceae. The coding region runs from base 71 to 442 and encodes 123 amino acids.
UCCAGAAUCUCUCCUUUCAUUCAUUCAUUCAAGAUCUUUUAUUAUUCUGCAAACUUGAUCAAUAAACACCAUGGGAAAUUGUUGCAAGAGUGCAUCGUCGUCGGUCGUAUGGGCCGAUGACGAUUGGGCGUCAAUGGCACAUCACAAGCAUCAUCACGCUACAAUGUUUGAUGGAGCUGAUGACCAUGAAGAACAUGGUGCUAACGUGGAGAGACAGAGGCUACUGGGCACAGGUUCUUUGUCUUCAGGUUCUGCUAGGGAGGUGAAGAUUAGGAUUACAAAGAGGGAGCUAGAAGAGAUAAUGGCAAGGGUUGGUAUUCAGGGAUUGUCCACGGAACAAGUCCUGGGUAUGUUGGUAAACUCUAAUGAUCUUAAAUUUGGAAUGGAUCUUAAUCAUAAGCACUGGAAGCCUGCCUUGCAAAGCAUUCCUGAAGUGAAUUAAUGGAUUGUUCAUGUAGAAACCAAGUUCCUUUGAUUACCCUCCUCGAUGUUUUUGUUAGGGGAAGUUCCCAAAUACUUGAGGUAUAUUUGUAAAUUUAGGAAGGCUGGAUAUAUGAUAAUGUUCAUGUACAUCUACUCCUUAUUUAAUUAUAAAAAAUUAUUUUUUUCCUUUUCA